Messenger RNA from Westerdykella ornata, 2540 nucleotides. RefSeq lists its product as uncharacterized. The record is from RefSeq and is a predicted model, not a curated record. The transcript has 2 exons. Gene Ontology annotation, molecular function: protein binding. The coding region runs from base 394 to 2406 and encodes 670 amino acids. Lineage: Eukaryota; Fungi; Ascomycota; Dothideomycetes; Pleosporales; Sporormiaceae.
CACUUCCGCCUCCACGGAAACCGCUGCAUUUUCCAGGUAAACCAUAAUCGACGUAUUAGGCCCGGACCACGCGCCAUGUUGCCAAUGAUGAAGAUUUUUGGACGACUGCCAUUUCGCGACUCUGCAAAGACGCUCCCCUGGUGCCUGUGACGACAGCGGCGUGGCGUCGGCGUGGCUGGGGCGGACGCACCGCCUCCCCGCAACCCGAAUUCCCCGCCAGGACAUGUUGGCAUGCAAUGACAACGACGUUCCACCACUCUUUUCCUACCAUACCUUUGCUUGCCUACCUCGUGAUCUCUUCAUUACGCCAAAUCACAACCACCGAGCGCGUCUUCAUAGUGCGCACCGCUAUCUCACACUGCGUAGGCACGGUUGGUGCCCGAUCCUUGAAGUAUGGCGUCCGUAACGUCCCUGGACCAAGACAUGAAGAGGCUACGGCUGGGGAAAUAUACUCCACAGGCAGCGAAUGAAGUGCGGAGUUGGAUUGAGGAUACUCUCGGGGAGCGAUUACCCCCGGGAGAUUUACUCGAUGCGCUCAAGGACGGAACAGUGCUGUGCAGACUCGUGAAUCUUGCGGUUCCAAACCCCGGCGUCAAGUUCAAAAAAUCGCCUAUGCCUUUUAUACAAAUGGAAAACAUUUCCCAUUUCCUGCACGCAUGCGAACAGCCGCCGCUAAGCAUGCCGUCCCACGACCGAUUCCUCACCGUCGACCUCUACGAGUCCAAGGACCCUGCUCAAGUUUUACAAUGUCUGAGCGCCUUCAGCCGAGUUGCCAAUGCCAUCAAUCCGUCAAGAAUCCCAACCACCAUAGGCCCCAAACGGAGUGCUGGCCCGCAAAGCCCCUCUGCCACCGGUUCGUUUUCCAACGGUAAAUCGCUCUCGUCUCCAGGACCUGGACGAAGUAGAGGAAUAAGUACAAGCAGUGCUGGCGGAUCCACUACAUUCAAUCCCUUAUCUAAGCCAGCUGCGGACAGGGCGUUGAGUCCUACUCUUACAGGUGGUUCUAACACUUCCAAAACUUCCAAUGGUAUUCCAAAGUCGCCUCCAGGCGGCGUUUCCAGUUGGAGUAAGAAGGCUGACGAGGGAGUAACAGCACCGGCUUGGAAUAUCCACCAGUACGGUUACAUGGGCGGGGCGAGUCAGGGGAACCAAGGCAUUGCAUUUGGAGCGCGUCGACAGAUCACAAGCGCCGGGCCUCAUGUACCCAAUGCAGCGGAGAAGGAGCGGAAGCGGAAAGAGAAGGAGGCGGAGGAGCAGCGCCUACGACAGCUCGCGGAAGAGGCAGAGAACAAGCGUCGCAUUGAACGUGAGGCCGAAGAAGAGCGCCAACGUCUCGAAGAGGAGCGCAGAUGGGAGGAGGAAACGCGCAAGCAACGAGAAGCCGAACAGCGGCGGCUUGAGCAGCAAAAGCGCGAAUGGGAGGAGCAAGAAAGGAGGUGGAAGCUGGAGGAAGAGCAACGGCAGAGGGAGGAGCGGGAGGCGCAAGAGAGGCUUGAGAAAGAGGCUCGACGGAAGCGUGCUGGCAGCGACGCCCGGUUGAGGGGACAGUACUUGUCCCAGUAUCAAGCAGAACAAGGAAGCAAACCACGCAGCCGUCGGAACAGCCAGAACGACCCAGACUUACUAGCCGAGCGCGAGCGCAUUCAGGAGUUAGAGCGUCAAUUGGAGGAGGCCAAGGAACGCGAAAGACUGUACCAGUUGGAAAGAGAAGAGCGGCUACGAGACGACGAGCGGCGGAAAUUACGCUCGCGAUCGAAAAGCCGUACGCGCGAGCGCUCACGGAGUCGGCCGCGUCCACCACCGCGAGCUCCAUCUCCGCAAGACAGCCAAGCUUCCUGGAGUAAGGCGGACGAACGCGAUUACCUACGAAAGCAGUGGAACGAGAAUCAGAGCAGGAUUCAGCAGCCAAGGCCCCUGCCUGAAGAAGUCUUGCCAACUGGAACGUCUGUUCGGCCUCUACCGGAGCCAUCUCGACCCCUCCCGGACCCAGCUGCGUAUGCUAAAACAAAUCGAACAGAUCGCUACCUAGCAUCAAACCCGGUCCCGACGAGUCCGAAGCCAGCGACACAUAUUCCUCCGGAACUGACAUCUACGUCGGAGCGUGCGGCAGAGGAUGCUCGCCGCGCAGCGUCUCAAGCGAAGACAAAAGCGGGAGGUUGGGCGUCUAAGUCACUUCUCGAACGAGAGAUGGAGCGUGAGCGGGAAAGGCAAAGGGAGUGGGAGGAGGCACAAAAGGCUUUGAAGAACGCUCCAAGGGAUCCCAAUGCAGGUUCUGGGGAGGGUCAAUCCUGGGACGUCAAUCAGUAUGGGUACACCGGGGGAGAUAGCCAGAAUCGUGUUGGGACGGGUAUUGGAUUCGGAGGCCGGAGACAGAUUCUAGGACCGCGACCAUUUGGACCUAGAUGAGUGUGGUUGUGCAUUUGUUUGCUGUUGGUGUAUUGGUUUUGGUAGCGAGGGAUAGCUCAUAUGGCACUCUAUAGAAUUGGGACCUUGUCAUAGAAUAAGUGACAACAUUGCGACCUAUAACUGUUGUCUCUGUU